Molecule: messenger RNA, 1542 nt
Organism: Penicillium bovifimosum
Lineage: Eukaryota; Fungi; Ascomycota; Eurotiomycetes; Eurotiales; Aspergillaceae
Product: NAD-dependent succinate-semialdehyde dehydrogenase
Exons: 5
Coding region: 1-1542 (513 amino acids)
Molecular function (GO): succinate-semialdehyde dehydrogenase (NAD+) activity
Source: RefSeq, a predicted model, not a curated record
AUGGACCGCAUCAUCCGACCUGCUGCACGCCAAUUAUUGAGACCCCGCCCUAGAUACCCCUUCUCCAUUCCCACUGUUCGCCCACAGAGACUCUACAGCAUGAACCACAGCGCGCCGCAGUUGAAAGACCAGUCGCUCUUCAUUGAGAAGGCGUACAUCAAUGGCGAGUGGGUCGAUGCGAAGUCCGGCGAGACCUUCGAGGUUCAUGACCCGGCCACUGGCAAACUAAUCGGAACAUGCCCCGAGCUCGAUGUAUCCGACGUCGAGAAGGCGAUCCAGGCCGCCUCCGACGCCUUCCCUAAAUUCCGCACAACCCUCGGCCGUGAGCGUGCACGCAUGCUGCGCCGGUGGUACGAUUUGAUGGUGGAGAACGCAGACGACCUGGCCAAGUUGAUCACAUGGGAGAACGGAAAGCCCCUCGCCGAUGCGAAGGGUGAGGUGAACUAUGCCGCCAGCUUCUUCGAGUGGUUCAGUGAAGAGGCCCCCGCACAUACGCCAGUGGGUGUCUGCGGUCUGAUCACCCCGUGGAACUUCCCCGCGGCCAUGAUUACGCGCAAGAUUGGUCCCGCCCUGGCGGCGGGUUGCACGGUUGUGGCCAAGUCUCCCCAGGAGACCCCCUUCACAGCCAACGCCAUCGCCGAGCUUGCACACCGGGCUGGAAUCCCCAAGGGUGUGGUCAACUUCGUGACCUCGUCGAAGAACACUCCCGCAGUCGGCGAGCUCAUCACCACCCACCCCGAGGUGCGCAAGGUUUCCUUCACCGGCUCGACCAACGUCGGUCGCCUUCUCAUGAAGCAGUCUGCUUCGACCAUCAAAAAGGUCUCCUGGGAACUCGGCGGUAACGCGCCUUUCAUCGUGUUCGACGAUGUCGAGGAUCUCGACGCCGCCGUUGCCGGUGCCAUCGCCUCCAAGUUCCGCAGCUCCGGCCAGACCUGCGUGUGUGCCAACCGCAUCUACGUCCAGGAGGGUGUGUAUGAGGAGUUCAGCAAGCGCUUCGUCGAGAAGGUCAAGGACUUCAAGCUCGGCGGCGGUUUCGGAGAUGGCAUCACCCACGGUCCUGUCAUUCACGAGCGUGCGGCCAACAAGGCUCACGAGCAUGUGCAGGACGCUACCUCCAAGGGUGCCAAGAUUGUCAUUGGUGGCGAGAAGGCUACCGCUCUCGGACCUAACUUCUACCACCCCACCGUGCUGACCGGUAUGAGCAAGGACAUGCUGCUCGCUUCGGAGGAGACGUUCGGCCCCGUGGCUGGCCUCUUCUCUUUCAAGACUGAGAAGGAGGUCGUUGACCUGGCUAACCGUGCCGAGGUCGGUCUGGCCGGCUACUUCUUCAGUGGCAAUGUUCGCCGCAUCUUCCGUGUUGCUGAGGCCCUGGAGGUCGGCAUGGUUGGUGUUAACACUGGUUUGAUCAGCGAUGUUGCCUCACCAUUCGGUGGUGUCAAGCAGAGUGGCUUCGGUCGUGAGGGCAGCAAGUACGGUAUUGACGAGUUCAUGACUAUCAAGAGUGUCACUUUCAGCGGCAUGGGUGGUCCGCUGCAGGAGUAA